CACGUCACGUCUUUGAAAUUCACGUCAGCCCAAGACGAGUCACGCAUGACACUUGGACAUUACCAUUUCAAAUUUACAGUGCGACGUGCAGAUACAGCUAGCUAUAUGCAACAAAAACAACUAGCAAACUGUCAUUUCAGACUGUCGUUUACGUAGUGCAUCCGAUAACCAUGGAAAUGUUUUUAAAAAGCUGUCGCAAUGUGCUGAAGGGGAAUGCAGAGGGCAGCCCAGAGUUCCAUGUGGUCCUGGGGAACGAGGCCUGCGACCUGGACUCCAUGGUGUCGGCUCUGGCCUACGCAUACUUCCUGCCCAAGACACUUGAUUCUGGGAAAAUUCCUCUUCCCGUUCUGAACAUUCCCCGGCAAGAGUUCCCGUUGCGCACGGACAAUGCCUUCCUGCUGAGAGAGAGUGGCCUCUCCCAGGAUGACCUGGUGUUCCGGGACGAGGUGGACCUGGGGAGUCUACACCGGGCCGGCCGGCUGGACCUCACACUGGUGGACCACAACGUGCUGCCCAGCUCUGACCGUGAUCUAGAGGAGGCGGUGGUGGAGGUGAUCGACCAUCACCUCCUGGAGAGGAAGCCCUCUCCUUCCUGUUCCGUUACCGUGGAGACGGUGGGCUCCUGCACCACCCUGGUGACAGAACGGAUCAUCCAGAAAGCCCCUGAAGUCCUCGACCAACAGGUGGCCCAGCUCUUAUAUGGCACCAUAGUGUUAGACUGUGUGAACAUGGCCCCAGAGGCAGGGAAAGUCACCCCUAAAGACAGCCAGUACGCAGUCCUCCUGGAGACGCGCUUCCCCAACCUGCCACCAAGGGGCGUCCUCUUCCAGUCCUUGCAGAAUGCUAAAUUUGACGUGUCAGGUCUCACCACAGAACAGAUGCUACUGAAAGACAUGAAGGUGGCAUCGGAGAGAGAUUUGAAACUGGCAGUCAGUGUGAUAUAUAUGACACUGGAGGCUUUUCUACAGAGACAAAGCUUACAGCAAGAGCUCUGUGAGUUCUGCCACAAACACAGCUACAACCUGGUGGUGGCCAUGACGAUCUCCUUCAAUGAUAACAAGGAGCCCUUCAGGCAGCUGGCAGUCUACAGUUCCAGCACCCUCUACAGGGAAGAGAUGAGCCAAGCCUUGGAGCAAGCCCGGAACCCCAGUCUGAUCCUGAGUCCAAUGAGCAGCCCUUACUCGGACAUCAAGGCUUAUCUCCAAGGCAACACGUUGGCCUCCAGGAAGAAGGUGCUGCCCAUCAUCAAGGACUUCCUGAGGGACAGGGAGCGAAGCGCGGUGCAUUGUGGGAACCUGGAGGAGAGCUACGAGUCACCACGGCAACGGGCAUGCACUGAGGACGCUGGGAUAGAGGAGGACUCUCACUUCCCCCCCACCCCUAUGAACAGUCUGGUUGAGGGCUGUCCCCUUGACAACGGGCUGCCCAGGAUCAGCGCUGAAGCUCUGACGGAGAAGUUCAGCAACAUGGCCAGCCAAGAGGAGAACGCAGGGGGACACUGAUGUCACUCACACUCCUGAGCACCCAAGCUCACUAACCUGUAUAACAGCUGGAUGGCCAGAGAGUUCUCGCAACAGGAUUUAGACCAGUCAGUACAGAUUGUUUGUGAAUGUGCAGGGUGAUAAGGUACGCACAACAUUGAUCAGCUGGGAGAAGGACUGGGAGGCACACUGUCCCCAAUCCAGAGGAGUAAAGAAUCCACGGACAAUCCUAUUGGAGAUAAUGGAAAUGUAUUGAAAGUAUGAGUGACACCCAUGCUUUCAUCCUCGAAUGGGAAUAAGAUAUUUAAGUGGGAACUCUGUUAAGGGAAGAAUACUCCCGGUUGGUAUGUUUCCGGGAAAGCCAUUUUGCAGUAGAUUUGAGAAAAUAGAUCCACUCUCUCUCUUCUCCCAAAGAGUGUGUAUAGGAAUGUUUUUGUGAUAGAUGCCUAAACAAUAUGUGGUCUGCUUACUAAGGCAACAGGGAUCUUCAUCCAAGAGGGCGUUGAAUGUCUACUGGAACCAAGAAGCUUGAUAUUGACAUCUAGCCACUGUGCCCUAUACUAAUGUGUAUAGGAACAGUUUUGUGAUAGAUGCCUAAAAAAAUAUGGUCACACUUUAUUUGGAUAGUCUACAGAUAGUCAUACUAUUAACUGACUCUCUGUUGAUAAGCAACUGCUUACUAAGCUUAGGGUAAGGGUUAAUAGUUAGAGUUUGGGUUAGGGUAAGAGUUAAGUUUAGGGUUAGGAUAAGGGUUAAGGUUAGCGUUAGUAGAUAGUUAGUUCAAAUGUAACUGAGUCUGUAGAGCAUGUAAAGAUGGACUGUCCAAAUUAAGUGUUACCCUGUAUGAUAUGCAGUGUUGAUUUUACAUAAUUGAUAAGCAGUUUGACGUUGAAGUGAAGGGAAGUGUUUGUGUUGAAUUAGUUAUUGCUUGAGAUAGCUAGACAUAAUUCAUUGACUGACUGUUUUAUUGAUAAGAAAUCAGUUUUGAAUGUUCUUCUGAUUCGAAACACCAUUAUAAUACUGUAUCUUCUCCAAAUGAAAGAUGCAUAUUCUGCAAAUUUAUGUAAACAUUUUUAAAAAAUAGAUAAAAUCUGAGAAUAUUAUCUGAUUUAUAUGCAAUUGUAUUGCAAGAAGAUACAGGAACUUCCAUUUGAUUGUGUUAAAGCACUUGGUACCAAUGAUAUUUGCUGAUGCCAUGUUCAUUUGAAUAUAAUACUUUGAUCUCUUUUAUCUGAAACUAGGACUCCCUAGAACCACUCACGGUACUUCCAGGCCUGAUGUAGUCUAAUUAAAUUACUGUAUAUUUCAUAAAAUGCUCCAAACUGAUGAGAAGAGUGUUCUUUGAGAUACAGCUAUAAUCUACACCAAAAGGUAGAAAAGAUUUCAGUCAAGUUUAGACCAUUAGCAGCUGUUAUGUUAUGAAGGACAAUCAAGUGAAACAUUUCACAGUUUUACCUUUGAAAUCAUUUGGAAACCACAGUUUGACAUUUUUAAUAAUUUGGAAACCAACUGACAAAAGUUUUACAGUUAGAAAUGUAAUGAUUUCACCUGAAAUUUUGAAAAGGGUUAAAUAGUAUUAAAGUAUUUUGGAAGACACUUUUA
Coregonus clupeaformis (lake whitefish) is the source of this 3083-nucleotide messenger RNA. RefSeq names its product exopolyphosphatase PRUNE1-like. Gene Ontology annotation, cellular component: cytoplasm. The record is from RefSeq and is a predicted model, not a curated record. Gene Ontology annotation, molecular function: exopolyphosphatase activity. Bases 171 to 1502 code for a protein of 443 amino acids. Lineage: Eukaryota; Metazoa; Chordata; Actinopteri; Salmoniformes; Salmonidae. The transcript has 8 exons.